Panonychus citri (citrus red mite) is the source of this 2340-nucleotide messenger RNA. RefSeq lists its product as uncharacterized. Bases 1 to 2340 code for a protein of 779 amino acids. NCBI's taxonomy places the organism in Eukaryota, Metazoa, Arthropoda, Arachnida, Trombidiformes, Tetranychidae. The record is from RefSeq and is a predicted model, not a curated record. The transcript has 3 exons. Gene Ontology annotation, molecular function: DNA binding; DNA-directed DNA polymerase activity; nucleotide binding. Gene Ontology annotation, biological process: DNA replication.
AUGGCUAUUGCUGCUGGGAAAGCUUACGUCGAUGAAGUUAUAUGUAAAGACAAUAAACAAUUCUGGGAUAGCUUAAGACGAUCUAAAAAUAAACAAGUUGCUCUAGCCGCAAAUUUAUUCAUGAACAUGCAAGUAGAUCAUAAACAGAAUGGUGUUUGUGGUCGCAUUAGAAAAUGUUUUACCUGCUGGGUUCAAUAUGACACAACAGCAGGUGAUCAUGUUUGUGAUGUUUAUACUUGCAAUUUCUGUGAUGUAGGCUACCGUGCAAGCCCACACUACUGUCAUGUCAAACCAGCAAACCUCGAACAUCUCAUCGACGAUGACAAGGCUGAACUUGAAAAAUGGUAUUAUGAGACUAUAAAGACUGACCCAGUAUUCAAUUUUAAGACUGAGAUUAUUGAAUACUGCAGAUCAGAUGUCCUCAUACUUCAAACAGCAAUUAUGCGUUUCAUUGACUUGUUUAAAUCGAUCACUGGACUUAACCCAAUAACUAGAAGUUUCACGUUAGCUUCAGUAGCGAUGGAGGUCUUUAGAGCUCGCAUGCUUCCAGCAUUUACCCUUGGAGUCACUCCUCUUUCAGGAUAUGCUGAGAGAAAACAGUCGACUAAAGGCGCUGCGUGGUUAGAUUUAAUGCAAAAAGAUCUUCGAACAAAAAUCAGAAGAGAAUGGAGGCUUGGACCUUUUUACGCAGACGGAUUUAUUCCAAGUAAUAAUACUGUAUUUGAAUUUUGGGGAUGUUAUUACCAUGGAUGUCCUGCAUGCUACCCGGAUAGGUCAACGAUAGUUACAAUGAAUGACGAAGAACUAACGGUUGAAUCAUUAUACCAAAGAGUCUUGCUCAAAAAAGAAUAUUAUCAGCAUAGAGGUUAUCUUCUUCAUGAGAUCUGGGAACACGAGUUUGAUGAGAGAGAAAGAUAUACCAGCUCUCGUAUCUCAUACUACAAUCAGAUAAAACAAGUAGGGUCAAUAAAUAUCCGCGAAAGCUUUUAUGGGGGUAGAACAAAUAACAUCAAGUUCUUUCAUCAAUGCAGUUCAGAUGAAGUAAUCAGAUAUUUAGAUUUCACAUCAUUAUAUCCAUUCGUCUUGCGUGAAUAUGACUAUCCACUCGGACAUCCUUUCCUCAUCCAAGAAGAUUUUCGAGAUAUCGGGAGUUACUUUGGAUUCAUCAAAUGUAAAGUACUUCCACCUACCAAGCUAAACAUUGGGGUCCUGCCGAUGAGAAUAUCCAAGAAGUUAUUAUUUCCCUUGUGUAUGAAGUGUGCAGUCGAAAACAUUCAAACAUCAUGCACACAUUCACCUGAGGAGAGAGUUAUGACAAGCACUUGGACUAGCAUCGAACUCCAAGAAGCUGUUAAAUAUGGCUAUAAAAUCAUGAAGAUCUAUCAAGUUCUCAAUUAUCGGAAGACUCCACAUUCAGGUACACUUUUUUCAGAGUAUGUAAAAAUGUGGCUCAAAAUAAAACAAGAGUCUAGUGAUUGGCCUUCAUGGGUUACCAAUGAAUUCGAUAAACAAAAAUACAUCAAUGACUACAAAGCAGCUGAAGGUGUUGAGUUGGAUCCAAAUUCUAUCGAGAAGAAUCCUGGAAGGCGAAGCAUCGCAAAGCUUAUGUUGAACAGUUUUUGGGGUAAACUAGCGCAAACUGCAAAUUUACCGAAAACAAGCUUUGUAAGAAACUACGCUGAUCUAUGGGGUAUCGUUUCUGAUGAGCAAAAUGAGAUUCUGGGUAUGCAUGAACCUUCUGAAGAAGUUAUUAUGCUGCAACAUCGUUUUAUUGAGUCAGCUAAGGAGAAAAUUUCGCCUGGAAAGACUAAUAUUGCAGUCGCUAGUUUUGUCACAGCAUACGCACGUAGAGAGCUUUUUCGUUUGAUACAACGUAUCGAGUCACAUCGACAAGGUAGAGUUCUCUAUUUUGACACCGAUUCAGUUGUGUUUGUAGAGAAAACUGGUGAUCCGAAAAUUCAAUGCGGAGACUAUCUUGGUCAAUUGACAGAUGAGAUUGAACCUGGCUGGAAAUGUAAUCUUUUUGUUUCAUUAGGCCCAAAAAACUAUGCAUACCAAGUCAUAAACUCUCAAGAAGAUACUAAAAGUAUAAUAAAAGUAAAAGGGAUACGACUCACAUCCAAGGCAUUAGACAUCAUAACUACACAGAAACUUCUUGAAAUGGCGCAUUCUUACAUAGGAGGUGACCAACAAAGAGUUAACAUAACACAAAGUAACAUCGUAUCAGACAAGUUUACACAUACAGUUGAAACACGGAAUUUUGAGAAAAUCUACAGGGCAGUCUCCGAAAAAAGACGAAUAAUUGGUAAUGAUACACGCCCUUUUGGCUAUGUAGAUUGA